This is a messenger RNA of Indicator indicator, 819 nucleotides long. RefSeq names its product myosin light chain 10 (gene MYL10). The transcript has 8 exons. Lineage: Eukaryota; Metazoa; Chordata; Aves; Piciformes; Indicatoridae. Gene Ontology annotation, molecular function: calcium ion binding. Gene Ontology annotation, cellular component: mitochondrion; cytoplasm. Bases 1 to 819 code for a protein of 272 amino acids. The record is from RefSeq and is a predicted model, not a curated record.
AUGGGCUCGGUGGGAGAAUUUGAGGGAAGCGGCAACGGCGGAGCCCGCGGCGGGGCCUGGUCCCCGUGUGCGGAGCGGACCGGAUGUGGCUCUGGAAGAGACCGGCCGCAGCUCGUCGGGCACUUGCUCAGGGGCCGGGGCCGCGGGCUGGGACCGCUGACCGCUGCCUUAUCGGGGACCACCGCGGUGGGGCUGGAAAAACAGAUCCCGGCUGGGCGCAGGAUAUCCAUAGAAACGCAGAUUAAAAGGCAGCAGAGUGAGAAGCUCUCCUUCUUCAUCCAAGCUUUCGAGUUCCAGGCCACCAGAGCAAGGCAAAAAUCCUCAGCUCCAAAAAAGGCAAAGAAGAAGAUUGAAGGUGGCUCCAAUGUAUUCUCCAUGUUUGAACAAACCCAGAUCCAGGAGUUCAAAGAGGCUUUUACCAUCAUGGAUCAGAACAGAGAUGGCUUUAUUGACAAAGCAGACCUGAGAGACACAUUUGCUGCACUAGGUCGUCUGAAUGUCAAGAAUGAAGAGCUUGAAGACAUGGUGAAGGAGGCGCCAGGUCCUAUUAACUUCACUGUCUUCCUUACUAUGUUUGGGGAAAAGCUGAAAGGCACGGACCCAGAAGAAACCAUUCUGAAUGCCUUUAAGAUUUUUGACCCAGAAGGGAAAGGCCACAUAAAGGCAGACUACAUCAAAGAGAUGCUCAUGACACAGGCAGACCGCUUCAGCCAAGAAGAGAUCAACCAGAUGUUUGCUGCUUUCCCUCCAGAUGUCUCUGGAAACCUGGACUAUAAGAACCUCUGUUAUGUAAUCACCCAUGGUGAGGAGAAAGACUAA